Molecule: messenger RNA, 804 nt
Organism: Python bivittatus (Burmese python)
Lineage: Eukaryota; Metazoa; Chordata; Lepidosauria; Squamata; Pythonidae
Source: RefSeq, a predicted model, not a curated record
GCAGAAGGCUACGUAAUUGGUAGCUGUAUCAAGCACAUCCCCAUUGCGGGUAGAGAUAUCACGUAUUUUAUUCAGCAACUCCUAAGGGAGAGAGAGAUGGGAAUUCCUCCUGAGCAGUCCCUGGAGACAGCAAAGGCUGUAAAGGAAAAGUACUGUUAUAUUUGUCCUGACAUAGUAAAAGAAUUUGCAAAGUAUGAUGUUGAUCCCCACAAAUGGAUUAAGCAAUACACGGGAAUCAACGCAAUCAAUAGAAACCCGUUUAUGAUAGAUGUCGGCUAUGAAAGAUUCCUCGGGCCGGAAAUCUUCUUUCAUCCAGAGUUUGCCAAUCCAGAUUUUAUGGACUCUAUUUCAGAUGUUGUUGAUGAAGUUAUACAGAACUGUCCCAUUGAUGUUCGGCGUCCUUUGUAUAAGAAUGUGGUGCUUUCAGGAGGAUCUACAAUGUUCAGAGAUUUUGGUCGUCGGUUACAGAGGGACUUGAAAAGAGUAGUAGAUGCUCGACUAAAAAUCAGCGAAGAGCUCAGUGGUGGUCGAAUCAAGCCCAAACCUGUUGAAGUUCAAGUGAUCAGUCAUCACAUGCAGCGCUAUGCAGUCUGGUUUGGCGGAUCGAUGCUCGCAUCCACGCCAGAGUUCUUUGAAGUGUGUCACACCAAGAAAGACUACGAGGAAUAUGGUCCUAGCGUUUGCCGUCACAAUCCAGUUUUUGGAAUUAUGUCCUGAGACUCACAGUGCAGUAGCAUCUGCUCUGCGGUCUGAUGGAGAACCUACUGGUGAUAAGGAGAAAAAAGACUUGGUGCAAAUACCAAA